Molecule: messenger RNA, 873 nt
Organism: Aspergillus affinis
Lineage: Eukaryota; Fungi; Ascomycota; Eurotiomycetes; Eurotiales; Aspergillaceae
Product: phosphotransferase family protein
Exons: 1
Coding region: 1-873 (290 amino acids)
Source: RefSeq, a predicted model, not a curated record
AUGUCUCCAUUCCUCAUCGAUGGCUCCAAUGUCGAAUGUGCAGAUACGACCAGCCUAGACACUGUGAUCGGGCGACUCUUCUCGCAGAAUGUAUACGUGCGAGAGAUCUACCCUCUCGAGGGCCAUCUCCAUUCAAUGUGUCUCUUAAUCCUAUCCAACAAAGAACAACUACUCCUCAAAAGCACGCCACGAGCGAUGACACCCCUCCUCCGACAGGAGAAGCGUCUCCUCGACACCGAAGCCCGAGCCAUGUCCAUCCUAAAGCAGAGCACCGCCCCAUGUAUCCCGUCACUUCUCCAUUACGACCGUCGAGGCGACCUGUUCGGCUCGUCCUUCAUUAUACGACCUUUUCUCUCCGGGACGACAGCACAGGAACUGAAGGUCCAGAUCAGCGAGACAACGCAAAAGGACAUCGACCGGUCACUGGGGUCAUUAGCCCACGACAUCUCGCAGAACGUCUCCUCCUCCUUCGGAUCCCUCGAGCAAGUGGCCACGGGGUCCGGGAAACGCUCGUGGCGAGAGGCUUUCCUGACCCUAUUCGAGGGCAUCCUACGUGACUCGGAGGACUUCUUCGUGAACCUCCCCUACGCCGAGAUCCGGCACCAGCUGUACCGAUUAUCCCCCGCGCUCGAGGAAGUGCGACAGGCGCGCCUCGUCGUGGUGGACCUGGGUCGACCGUCUCAGGUAAUUCUAGACCCGGAAUCGAAACGCUUAGUUGGAGUCGUGGACCUGAGCAGUGCGCUAUGGGGCGACGUCUACAUGGCGGAGAUCUUUGACAACCCGUCAUCGUCCGUACUCGAUGGCUUUGGAAUCCACCCGACGAAAAGCAAACCGGUUUCGAUUCGACAUUUACUGUGCGGGACCCCAGCCUGA